UCCAUCCAUAGUCUCUAUAGUCUCUAUUCUCCACCUCACUUCAUUCCUCCUUUCCUUUUUUUUUUCUCUCUCUUGAGUCUGAAAUGACCACCACCAUUAUCUUGAACUCGCUCCUUCCUCCUCCUCCUCCUCCUCCUCCUCCUCCUCAGACUCACUCACCCUCCGGGUUAACUCGUUACACGACGUCGUUCCCUCUCCGCUACUCAACUACUAUUUCUUGCAAUGUUCAAACGACUAAAGCUUUUGCAGUUCCUAGGAGGAAUGCAGUGGCCUUGAUUUUGUCAAGUUAUUUCUUCUCAGGAGUUGGUUUGCAUGAUGCUGCAUUUGCUCAACCAUCCAUUGGACUCAGAGAAUACAUAGAUACUUUUGAUGGUUAUUCAUUCAGGUACCCUCAGAACUGGAUUCCAGUCCGAGGUGCUGGGGCUGACAUAUUUUUCAGGGACCCUUAUGUUCUUGAUGAAAAUAUUUCUGUGGAGUUGUCCUCUCCCUCAUCCUCCAGGUACAAGAGUGUUGAAGACUUGGGUCCACCUCAAGAAGCUGGAGAGAAAGUACUUAAGCAGUACUUGACAGAGUUCAUGUCUACCAGGCUUGGCGUCAAGCGUGAAUCAAAUAUUCUAUCCACAUCUUCCAGAGUUGCUGAUGAUGGGAGAAUUUACUAUCAAGUUGAGGUGAACAUAAAGUCAUAUGCAAGCAACAAUGAGCUGGCUGUUAUGCCUCAAGACCGUGUGGUUAGUUUGGAAUGGGACCGGCGCUACCUUUCAGUUCUUGGAGUUGAAAACAACCGGCUGUAUGAAUUGAGACUGCAAACACCUGAAAAUGUGUUCUUGGAAGAGGAAAAUGAUCUUCGCCAAGUCAUGGAUUCCUUUAGGGUAAACAAGGUGGUUGGUUAACCGAUGCUACCUUUAAAAAUUUUUGUUCCCCCCGUGCAUUGUGUCGAGUUUGUAUUGAGCAGUAAUGAUAAAGAGGAGAAUAUCAAAACUCUUGGUAGGAAAAGCUUGUCCUACAUGCUAGCUUCUUUCAUAUGAAUUUAAUUGAGUGGAAACUGAAGACAGAUUAACUCAACAUGACCAAUUUGGGUUUCUUCAAAUGUAACUAGGCUUCUGCAGGAACAAAAUGUUAAAAGGAGAGAUUGAUUCACCAGCUAAUGAUAAAUCCUGGUGCUCUGAAGGAGUAACUCAACA
Messenger RNA from Quercus lobata, 1181 nucleotides. RefSeq names its product Photosystem II reaction center PsbP family protein (gene PPD1). Gene Ontology annotation, cellular component: extrinsic component of membrane; photosystem II; photosystem II oxygen evolving complex. The record is from RefSeq and is a predicted model, not a curated record. The coding region runs from base 84 to 890 and encodes 268 amino acids. Gene Ontology annotation, molecular function: calcium ion binding. Lineage: Eukaryota; Viridiplantae; Streptophyta; Magnoliopsida; Fagales; Fagaceae. Gene Ontology annotation, biological process: photosynthesis. The transcript is spliced from 3 exons.